AUGCCAAUUUACUGGAAGAGAACGAAUGAUCGAUUUAAAGAUAAACCAUUUUCAACAGAAGGUAUUUGUACCUUAACGAAUAGUCCAAAGAAAGGAAUAAUAAGUUCAUUGAAACUUACUAUCAAAUAUUUUAUUUCAGUCCUUUUAAUUUUGGCCAUCCCAAGAUCCAAUAACUAUCCCUCUUUUAUAGAAUACGAGGUUAGCCAGAAAAAUUUAUUAAAAACAUUAGAUUUAAUAAGUAAAAGACUAUUGGGUGAGAGUGGAAGUUACAAUGUAUUAGGAGAAAAUGUACAUCAUAAUACGCAAAAUGUUAGAAAGAGAAGCGAAUACAAUAGUAACUCUCGUUAUACGUGGGGAGAACAUAGUGAUACAGAACCAUACACGUAUGGUGGAAUAUAUAAUAAUAUAGAUACUAGUGAAAGGAAUUAUAAAACAUGA
Messenger RNA from Plasmodium malariae, 438 nucleotides. RefSeq names its product conserved Plasmodium protein, unknown function. Lineage: Eukaryota; Apicomplexa; Aconoidasida; Haemosporida; Plasmodiidae. The transcript is spliced from 2 exons. The record is from RefSeq and is a predicted model, not a curated record. Bases 1 to 438 code for a protein of 145 amino acids.